This is a messenger RNA of Melanotaenia boesemani (Boeseman's rainbowfish), 1740 nucleotides long. RefSeq names its product nucleotide binding protein 1 (MinD homolog, E. coli) (gene nubp1). Lineage: Eukaryota; Metazoa; Chordata; Actinopteri; Atheriniformes; Melanotaeniidae. Gene Ontology annotation, biological process: iron-sulfur cluster assembly. Gene Ontology annotation, molecular function: ATP hydrolysis activity; ATP-dependent FeS chaperone activity; 4 iron, 4 sulfur cluster binding. Gene Ontology annotation, cellular component: cytosol. Bases 65 to 1033 code for a protein of 322 amino acids. The record is from RefSeq and is a predicted model, not a curated record. The transcript is spliced from 10 exons.
CUUGAAAUAUUUAUUCGGCGGAACCUUUGGUGGGGAAGAAUAUACCGAAAGGACCCAGGCGACAAUGGCAGACGUACCAGAAAAUGCACCAGAACACUGCCCAGGUACCACAAGUGAGCAAGCAGGAAAGUCGUCAUCAUGCCAGGGCUGUCCCAACCAGAAACUGUGUGCCUCUGGAGCCACAAAAGCCCCAGAUCCUGCUAUCGCAGAAAUAGGAGCAAAGCUGUCAGAUGUCAAACACAAGAUCCUUGUGUUGUCAGGAAAAGGGGGAGUGGGGAAGAGCACCUUUAGUGCUCACCUGGCCCACGCCCUGGCAAGUGACAGCACAAAGGAGGUUGCCCUGCUGGAUGUAGACAUCUGUGGUCCAUCCAUUCCCAGGAUCAUGGGUUUAGAGGGAGAACAGGUUCACCAGAGUGGCUCUGGCUGGUCCCCUGUGUAUGUUGACGACAACCUGGCAGUCAUGUCUAUCGGCUUCCUGCUCAGUAGCCCCGAUGAUGCUGUGAUCUGGAGAGGACCCAAGAAGAAUGGGAUGAUCAAGCAGUUUUUAAGGGAUGUAGACUGGGGUGAGCUGGAUUACCUCAUCGUGGACACCCCGCCGGGCACCUCGGAUGAACAUCUGUCAAUCGUCCAGUACUUAAGCUCCACCCAUGUUGACGGGGCAGUUAUAAUCACCACCCCCCAGGAGGUGUCAUUGCAGGAUGUGCGGAAAGAGAUUCGGUUCUGCCAGAAGGUGAAGCUGCCCAUCAUCGGUGUGGUGGAGAACAUGAGCGGCUUUGUGUGUCCAAAAUGCAAGAACACAUCGCAGAUCUUCCCCCCCACCAGCGGAGGGGCUGAGAAAAUGUGCGCAGAUUUAAAGCUGCCUCUGUUGGGCAAGGUGCCCCUGGACCCGAGGAUAGCACGGAGCUGCGAUGAGGGCAAAUCUUUCCUCAAGGAAGUGCCCGACUCUCCUGCUGCUGAAGCCUACAUGAGAAUUGUGCAGAGGAUCCAGGAGUACUGCGCUAACAGAGAGACCGAGGAGCGGAGCACAACCUGAAAGCGUCAGAUGACGGCCACAUUGGACUCAAACACCGAGCCUGAUCACACAACAAGUGUGGUAGAAACUGAGUCACAAACACACAUAAGAAGGCUGAAGUUCUCAGCUUAAAAACCUUAAGAAAGCUGGUCAGAUUGGGUCAAGCAGCAGCUUUGAUAUCCGUUUAGUGAGUUGACCAGACAACAAAUAAAGAUUAUUUCUAAUAUAACUGAGCUGAAUUUUUAGGAAAGAAAUAUUGGUUACAGCUUGAUAAUACAGGUGGUUUAUCUAAAUAACACACAACAAUAAAGAAAACAUACUUUCUGAACAGAAAAGUCAGAAAACAGCUAAUUUUAUUAAAGAGCAAGUCCUAUAGUAGUUGUGGACGGUUCAGAGGACUGAUGUUGGUCGUGAAGGCGUAAUAGUGCACUAUUAAAGUUUAAUUGUUUUUGUUGUGUUGAGAAAAAAUCUCUUUGCGUUCAGUUUUUUAAUAAGAAUGAAAUUAAGACAGUACGUGCUUUGUUCACUCUUCCAUUCAUAGCUUGUCUUUUAAUGGAGUGAAUACAAAAACUAUAAUUAACCUAUAAUUAAGACUUCUGAUGGGAAUUACAGUGUAGGUGUGGACCUGUUCAGGAUCAAUGUCCUCAAAUAACAUGAAGUUAAUGUAGUUUGUUGCCAUUGUCCUGUAUACUGGAUUAAAGCAGUAAUAAAAAACUCUUUGUGCUUCA